Messenger RNA from Corylus avellana, 1065 nucleotides. The record is from RefSeq and is a predicted model, not a curated record. Lineage: Eukaryota; Viridiplantae; Streptophyta; Magnoliopsida; Fagales; Betulaceae.
CAGUUUGGCGUAAAGGCAAUUAUUUGCUCCCAGUAGAAAGUAACCACAAACCCCAAGGCCAAGGCUCCAUCUGAAUCUCCGAUGGGUGUCACCGGCAAAAUCAUCGACGGAGAUUCCGAGUCCACCCUCCUUCUCUCGGCCCCCACUACAACCACAUCCGCCGCCGCCGCCACACCCGAUAACAAACUCCCAAAAGACACAUUCCACUUUGCCUACAUAAUCUACUUCACGCUUGGCUGUGGGUACCUCCUUCCAUGGAACGCCUUCAUCACGGCCGUCGAUUACUUCGACUACCUCUACCCGGACGUCAGCGUGGACCGUAUAUUCGCCGUCGUAUACAUGGUGGUGGGCCUCGUCUGUCUCCUCCUCAUCAUCCUCUACUCCCGCAAGUCCCACUCCUUCGUCCGCAUCAACGUCGGCCUCGCCCUCUUCAUCCUCGCCCUCCUCGUCGUCCCCGUCAUGGACCUCGUCUACAUCAAGGGCCAAGUCGGCUUGUAUAACGGCUUCUACGUCACCGUCGCGGUCAUGGCUCUCUGUGGCCUCGCUGACGCGUUGGUCCAGGGUGGUGUCAUCGGGGCCGCCGGUGAGCUCCCCGAGCGCUACAUGCAGGCCGUUGUUGCUGGCACCGCCGCUUCAGGGGUCCUGAUUUCUCUUCUACGGAUCAUAACGAAGGCCAUAUACCCACAGGAUGCCAAUGGCCUGAGAAGCAGCGCAAACCUGUAUUUCGGUGUUGGUAUCGUGGUUAUGGCUGUAUGCAUUGUGUUUCAUAAUGUAGCACACAGGCUUCCGGUUAUAAAGUACUACAACGAAUUGAAAGCUCAGGCUGUAAACGAGGAGAAAGAAGAGAAAGGUCCCCUCACGGGGCCUGUUUGGAGAGCAACCUUGUGGAGUAUCGUAGGAAGAGUGAAGUGGUAUGCACUUGGCAUUGUCCUCAUCUAUACUGUGACUCUCUCAAUAUUUCCCGGGUAUAUCACAGAGGAUGUGCACUCGGAGAUUCUCAAGGACUGGUACUCGAUCCUCCUAAUCACCGGCUACAACGUGUUUGAUCUGGUCGGAAAGUCUCUG